This is a messenger RNA of Xenia sp. Carnegie-2017, 1188 nucleotides long. RefSeq lists its product as uncharacterized. The transcript is spliced from 4 exons. Lineage: Eukaryota; Metazoa; Cnidaria; Anthozoa; Malacalcyonacea; Xeniidae. Gene Ontology annotation, biological process: proteolysis. Gene Ontology annotation, molecular function: cysteine-type endopeptidase activity. The coding region runs from base 74 to 805 and encodes 243 amino acids. The record is from RefSeq and is a predicted model, not a curated record.
UCUCACCAACGACGCUGAAAUAAAAUUAAACAAAGUGUUUUCUUUUGAAAAGACUUACCGACCUUCAAGUUUCAUGGAGGAUAAAUCUAUCUGCCAAACUACAACGAUGGAUGUGUUACCUGACAAACCCAACACAACUUCACUUCAGAAUACUGAGUGGCUUGUUCUAUUAAUUUUGGGUGCAUCUCAACGAGGAGAUGUGAGUUUGAUCAAAAGUUUUGAAGCUGAUGAGACAAACUUAAAAGAAAUGUUUAGAAGUUUUGGUCUUACAUUAAUUGUUUGUAAGGAAUUUACGGCAAGUGAAAUAAUUAAUACCAUCGACGAUAUAUUGACACAAAAUGAGAGCAUUCGUGAAAACUUCUUACUUAUCUUCAUUGGUUACGGAGACAGGUAUGGAAUAAGAGACUGCCACUUUCAGUUUAUCGAUUUUCAAGUAAUCAUAAAUGCAGUCACAGAGAGGGAAAAACUAAAAGGAAAAAAUAAACUCUUCAUGAUGGACACAAUUCUUCCCGCUGAUUUAUUUGAGCACAGAAAAAAAGAAGAAAUAUAUGGGCAAGAAUCGGAUACUUUGAUCGCAAUUGCAUCGAUACCAGAGAGUAUUUCUGUCAGAGGGAGCGAAGGAACGUUACCAGUUAUUAAAACCAGCGAGAUAUUUCGAAAACACUUUAGAGAAGAGGAUGUAUCGUCCAUGAUGCUUAGAGUCAACUAUGAAAUGCGUGAUAUCUGUAAAAAUGAAGGAUACCUUGAAUCGCCUGGUGAAUUGCUCUUGUUGCUAUCGAGAUUAGUAAAAUUGUCUAUAGGAUAAUUAACUUGUUGGUAUAUUAUUCAUAGAAAUUUGGCUAUGUGUGUUCUGCUACAAUUAAGAUUACUCAAGCUAUAUGUUUUUCGUCUACUUCUAUAUGAUUACAUACAAGCAGUAACAUAAUUAUGUUUUUUUAUUUGAGGCUAAACAGCAAGAAUUUUAAAUUAUGAAAUUAAUCAAUGCAUUAUUCUAUUAGGAGCAAAAUUUUGACAAAUUAAUGUCAAAAUUAGCGAUGGUUAUUUUGAAUUUUUUUGGCUUGCAUUAGGGUGACUGGAGUUUUACAUUCUACGGUAUUUUUUUUCGUCUGUUUAAGGAAUUGGUGAUUCCUAAAUUACAAUACUCUUAGUGCGUGACAAAUAUCCACCAUUGAUUAUUCAGUAUUGCAA